Cucurbita moschata (crookneck pumpkin) is the source of this 970-nucleotide messenger RNA. RefSeq lists its product as uncharacterized. The coding region runs from base 62 to 814 and encodes 250 amino acids. The record is from RefSeq and is a predicted model, not a curated record. NCBI's taxonomy places the organism in Eukaryota, Viridiplantae, Streptophyta, Magnoliopsida, Cucurbitales, Cucurbitaceae. The transcript has 2 exons. Gene Ontology annotation, cellular component: membrane.
UUGUGGUCGGUGGUAGUCUCCGCCCUGAACGGUUUUUAACCGGAAUCAAAUCUCCAGGAAGAUGGGAUCUGGGUGGGGACGGUGGUUCAAAUUAGCCGCCGUAGUGGCGGUGCUGGCGAUUUUGAGAGAGUUAGGGAAGCGAUACGGAUGGGAAAUUGACAGAGAAGCGGCUCUCAAGGUGUUCGACCAAUGGUCCGAUCGAUUGGGGAUAUGGGCCAUGCCUGCGUAUGUCGGCAUCCAUACCUUCACACUUGCUCUCUGUUUGCCCUACGCCGUAUUCUUUGAGGCCACUGCUUCUUUGCUCUUCGGCUUCUUCCCCGCCGUGAUUUGCGUUUUCUGUGCCAAGGUGCUUGGGGCUUCCCUUUCCUUCUGGAUCGGCAGGUUACUUUUUAGGAAUUCAAGUUCAGCUAUGGAGUGGGCCCAGAGGAAUAAAUACUUCCAUCUUCUUUGUAGAGGAGUAGAGCAAGAUGGUUGGAAAUUUGUCCUUCUUGCUCGAUUUUCACCAAUUCCCUCAUACGUUAUAAAUUAUGCUCUUGCAGCAACCAAAGUGGGGUUCUUUUUAGAUUUUCUGGUGCCAACUGUGAUGGGAUGCUUGCCAAUGAUACUUCAGAAUACGUCAAUUGGCAGUCUCGCUGGUGCUGCAGUUGCUUCAGCCUCUGGGUCUCAGAAAUCUCAGAUAUGGUCGUACAUUUUUCCUGUACUUGGUAUUGGAUCCAGCAUUCUUAUUUCCUGGAGGAUUAAAAAGUACUCUACUGGACUCGCAGUGCCUGAAAGUUCCUCUACUGUUGACCCAUCUAAAACCAAAGUACUGUAGUCAUACCUUUUCUUUUCUUUCUUAAGAGAUUAUUAGAUUGAUGCCACAUUUUCGGCUUUUGAUUUAUGAGUCCCGGAGGUUUUAUUAUAAUCUUCAUCAGUGAUACAACACAAGACAUAAUCUCCAAGUUGAGAGGGAGCAAAGAAAAAUGUUUAG